GUUCGAAAAUAGUUGUUCACGAUAACAGUUAUCAUAAUAUGUAAAGUAUCGACGAAAAGAAGAACGUAAACGCGAGUCUUUUGUCAAAGUUGUCAUCGAGCUAAUCACUGUUUAUCCUCGAUCCAUAACCAACUGUGGGAAGAAAUUCCCAAUAUUUCGGGAUUAAGUAUGAUUCGAGAUUGAAGGGAUUAAGGUGACGAUUUACGUCGAUAUCGAAUAGAAAGUGAGAAGAAUAAGUACCAAGGAUUGCUUUCUAACCAACGAGACGUCAGUCGCGAUUAGAGUUCAAUGAUCUCGCAGAGAAACGAUGGAAAACGCAACCAGCAUCGGACGUCGGGUCGAAAUAUUUAAAAAACAGUUCUUCAAGUAUUAUUCGAGGCAUUUUCCAAGCUUGUUUCGCCUCUGUUACGACCCGAUAGGCACGCACAAAAAGACGCGCGCCUUCGGAGGCUUUUUAAUGGGCUUUCUAAUGGGCACCUUUUUGUACGAAUUUAUCAUCGUCGACCUUCGGUUCGAUCAGUAUACUAGUUUCAGCCUCGCCGUCAUCGUCGUCACGAUGCUAUCCAUCGGAUGCGCCUCGUCGAUUCAGGUGAGGUGCAUUUGCCUGUUGACGAUUCCAUCGUUUUUCGGGCGUUCGGGUCGCAGUAUGCUAAGAGCGUUGGUUUUGGGAUACGUAAUCGCUGGACCGUUGUUUAAUAUGGUGUACAAUGCGAAAGAAGUAGUGAGAACGUUCGCUUGCACUUCACAAUUGACGUACAAUCUCACCAAGACACGAUUCGAUUUGAUGUUCAAACCGUUUCAACAGGCUGUUCUCGCCAUGAAGACGAAUGGAGAAGAAAUAAAGGAUACGCUGUCCUCGGUGAGAGACCUGAUGAGUCCAAUCGUGGAGGAAAUCGAAGGAGAAAACGAGAUGAUGCGAUUGAAGGAGGAAAACGAUUACCUGGACGAAUUGCAGGGCGACACGAAAAGGAGCAAGGAAAUCGAAGAGAAGCACGAGAAGAAACUGGAGGAAGCAAAAUCGGAGGCAGACGUGUACGAGGCGAAGUACAAGAAGAAGAUCGAAGCUCGUUGCGAGGAACAGCUCAGUCGAGGCGCGGACAGGUGCAGGGACAUGUUCAGCACCGCUUACAACAAUUGUUACGCAAAAGUAACCGUGUUCAUUGGCUGGCUCCUGUGUUGGCCGAUGAAAUUGACUUUCGUUUGCAAUCUGGCCCAAGCAUUGGGCGGAUCCAGCGUCUGUGAUCCUGCAGGAAAAGUCGACAAUGGUAUCGGUAAAGGAUACGCCGCCCUGAAGAGUACCAGAGACGAGUUCAGCAGGAGUCUGAAGGACGCGAGGCUUCAGUACAAAUUAAAACGACCCCCCGUGAUCAUGGAUCUCAAGGAUUCCGCCUACGCGGCCAAGAUGGUGAUCCGCGAGUUCACCGUACGAAGACAGAUCUUCGAGUCCGUGAUGGUCGUAGUGAAAAGAUGCCUGUCGUUCGUGUUCCUGAAGAUCAUUCUGAACGCUCAGAGCUACCACGACAAAUACCUGGACGAAAUCGAGCACGACAACGUCUACGUGACGCCGUACUUCCGGCGGAUCGACGCCAGGAGGAAGGCUCGGGGCAGCUCGACGUUGUUGCCAUUGAAGAAAAUCGAACGGAAGAAGUUCGUCGAUCCGUACAGUUUGAAACCAGGGAAGGCUGAGGGGCUGCAAACCGCGGGACAAAUGAGCAAGUUGUUCCUCGAGAUAAUCACGGCCACCAUUUUUAUCAUUUUGGACAGUUUCUUUUACGAGGCUUUGGAUCUCAUCAGAAGACACGCUCAUAUAGAAUACACGCAGGAGGGUCACCACGACUUGUCGCUGGAAAUCCGCGGGACAGGAGUGAUAGCGUCGUUGAUCAGAAGCGCCGUGCACGGCUUCAACGUGAAAAAGCACGUGAAGACCGUCACCUCGAACAGAGCUUGUCUACCUAGACCGAUAAAACUGCCCGGUUACGCGCUACUUCAGAUUUACGGUACGUUCCUCGGGAUCUUCUUGCUGACCGUCGCGUCCGUUUACACGCAGAGGACGCGUCGCGGCAUCUGCUCGUUCUUCUAUCGAAAGAGGGAGAAGAGACGCGUCCUGUAUCUCUACAACGAGAGUUUACGACGGAGGAUCGGUUUCGCGAAGUUCAUGAGAGCGAAGGUGAAGAGUCUGGUGAGGACGCGACGUUUGGAACAUCAGGUCGACUUCUGGAUGUCUCUGCGGCUGAAAUGGCCGCGACGAUUCGGCUGGCUGAAGUUUUUCGCCUGCGCGAGAGAGAAGUGUCUGAUCUGCGGCGAAGUGGAACCCAGAAAAGGACCUAAUCAUAGACGAUGCAACACGCCAGGUUGCCCGUUCGUCCACUGCAGCGAGUGUUGGAGGGACGUUGGGAAAAUCUGUUACGCUUGCGCCGAUUUACCGGAAACCGACUCCGAAGAAUACGACACGCAACGCAGCGACUUCUAAUGCUGACCAGAAAACGAGUUGGGGCAUUAUUUAAACAAAUAUUCGUGUUUUCCAAGCGUUUUUAGAGGAAAACUGGAUAAGAAAAUUUGUUUAACGCAUUCACUGUCCGUACUUUCAGCGGCGUAUCCAAUAGCGUAGUGCUAUGACCCAUGUGUGGGGCACAGACAGUGAACAUGUUGAUUCGAUGUUUCGUACUUCUUCUUUUACUACGAUUUUUAUUUUUAAAUUCGUUUCCUUCCAAUGAGUUUUGUCGACCACUUUAGUUCGUUGAAUAGCUCAAUCUUAUAUUUCUAUUAGUAAUCAUCGAACGUUAACAAUUAUGGAAAUAUA
Colletes gigas is the source of this 2800-nucleotide messenger RNA. Its product is annotated as protein sneaky-like. The record is from RefSeq and is a predicted model, not a curated record. Gene Ontology annotation, cellular component: membrane. The transcript has 6 exons. Bases 308 to 2470 code for a protein of 720 amino acids. NCBI's taxonomy places the organism in Eukaryota, Metazoa, Arthropoda, Insecta, Hymenoptera, Colletidae.